Molecule: messenger RNA, 1087 nt
Organism: Rubroshorea leprosula
Lineage: Eukaryota; Viridiplantae; Streptophyta; Magnoliopsida; Malvales; Dipterocarpaceae
Source: the annotation of a GenBank genome assembly
AUUAGUCAUUGGAGCUUGUGUUCAGUGAUUUCUUAGUAAACUCACUUCGCAUAAAUCCAAUUAGGCAUAACCUGCAAUUCCAGGACUCAACUUGAUUGCGAAAAACACAGAUAUGAAGUGUAUCCCAUCGCUUGCGAAUGGGAAUGAUGGUAAUGUUGUCCUCUGUAAGGUGUACAAGAAGAAAGAUUCAAAAGAGGAGAAACAGGGACGAGGUCCAGAGGGAAGCAACGUUAUGGGAAAAGGAAAGACGUGUCCGGGAAGUUCUGAGAAAGGAGCGAAAAUUUUGAACCAAAAGACUCAAUUUGUGCACGGUGCGUUGUCUUCAGCAACUCCUCUCAACAUAAAGGAGACUCAUCAUUCAGAAGCUGCCAUACAGCCAUCUUUCUCAACUGAGCCCUACCUUAAGGGCUUUCAUCCAACAGAAGUCGUUGCAUCAAGCACAGCAAAUCACUGCAUAGAUACUGCACCAGUUGAUGAUGAUCCUAAACUGUAUUACCAGCUGCCUGCUGCAUUGGGUUCAGCUAAUCCCUACAUUCAGGAGACUCUUUCAGAAGCUUGUGUAGAUGCUGCACCAGUUGAUGAUCCUAAACUGUAUUACCAGCCUCCUGCUGCAUUUGGCUCUGCUAUGCCCCACAGUCAGGAGACUCAUUCAGCAGACGCGGCACCAUGCACAAUCAACCACUCUUCACCUGCAGAACCAUGCACUAUGGCUGCAUCUUCGUUGAGCAGUAUUACACCAACUGAUGAUCGUAAUGUGUAUUACACAGAGCCUGAAUGGGAACAGGAGAUCCAGCGAUAUCUAAGUUUUGACCCAAUCGAUCAGCUGAAUGACCGUGAUGACUUUGACAGGGAGUAUUUUACUCCAUUUUUCAAUAUGUAGCUAGCUAGCACCAUGCCCAGCCAUACAGAUGCAUAUAGAUGAUUGCUCUUGAUGUAUAUAUUGACGUCCUUUCCCCAUUCAAACUUUUGAUCUUGAUGUGUUUAUCCAAGUUAAUUUCAAUAGAUCCAUAUCUUUGUUUUAGUUAUUUGAUCCAUGCUUUUUCCUAAUUUCGAUGGAAUUAGAUGCAUAUAAAGAUCAUUGUUUUUC